This is a messenger RNA of Miscanthus lutarioriparius, 1095 nucleotides long. Lineage: Eukaryota; Viridiplantae; Streptophyta; Magnoliopsida; Poales; Poaceae. The record is from the annotation of a GenBank genome assembly.
AUGGCCUUCCCGUGGGCCGUGUCGUCUGCAACGCGACGCGAGGAGCUAGCCAGUGCGAGCAGAGAGCAAGCGAGAUGGCGGAAGAAGCCCGCACCAAGGCGCAAGAGACGGCAGUGGCGCCACGGCCCCCCGGCGCUGCCGUGGACGGUGCGGCUCCAGAUCUUCGGCCUCGUCACUGCCACCGACAUCGCCCAGCGGGCCGACGGCAUGGUGAACCGCUUCGUGUUCUCGCUCGCCGACCGCCAGGCCUACGCCAGCGCAUGCCCGGACAGGCUCGGCGUCGUGUCCGCGGACAUAGCCGCCGAGCCGUCCGCCGCCAUCCCCGUUCCCCUGGUGGUCUACGUCCACGGCGGCGACGUCGCGCUGUUCUCCGCGGCGUCGGCGCCCUACGACGCCAUGUACCAUCGGUUCUGCCGUGAGCUGGGCGCCGUGGUCAUGUUUGUGAACUACCGCCUCGCCCCUGAGCACCGGUACCCCACGGCCUAUGAUGAUAGGACGGACGUGCUCUGGUUCCUCGUGAACGGCGGCCUCCCCGACGGUGAGCUCGCCGUAUCGGUCGACCUCUCCCGCUGCUUCCUCACUGUGGACAGCGCCAGCGGCAACAUCGUGCACCACAUGGCGCGCCGCUGGACAGUCGCGGGCACAGCCUUUGGCGACCUGGUGGCCGUCCGCAUCGCAGGCAUCAUCCUACUACAGCCCUACUUCGGUGGGGAGGAGGGCACGGCGGCUGAGCUAAGGCUGGAGGGCGUGGCGCCAGUGGUGAAUAUCCGACGCUCCAACUGGUCGUGGAGGGCGUUCCACCCCGAGGGUGCCACCCGGGACCACCCGGCUGCGCAUGUGACGGUCACGGAGCCCGAGCUCGGGGAGGCGUUCCCACCGGCGCUGGUGGUGAUCGACGGGCUCGACCCGCUACAAGACUGGCAGCGGCGGUACGCCGAAAUGCCGCGGCAGGAAGGGAAGUACGUGCAGGUCGUGGAGUUCACCGAAUCCAUCCAUGCAUUCUACAUCUUCCCUGAGUUCACCAACACCCGCAAGGUGGUGAAGCGGAUCAAGGCGUUCAUGGAUGAGAACUAUGUUGAGUUUGAUUCCUUGUAA